Molecule: messenger RNA, 1347 nt
Organism: Botrytis deweyae
Lineage: Eukaryota; Fungi; Ascomycota; Leotiomycetes; Helotiales; Sclerotiniaceae
Exons: 5
Coding region: 1-1347 (448 amino acids)
Biological process (GO): proteolysis
Molecular function (GO): metalloaminopeptidase activity
Source: RefSeq, a predicted model, not a curated record
AUGGCAGCACAGGUUACUGAUGCAUUGAAGAAUUUGAAGGUGAAGGACCCUAAUGCUGUAAUGGAGUCUGCCGCAGAAGCAAAGGCAAACGGAAACGCGCAACCGGAAGCUGAGGCCGAAGAUUCAGAUGACGAUGAAGAGGAGCCAGUAAAUGGCGAAGGUGCCGGAGAAGGAGGAGCAAAGAAGAAGAGGAAGAGGAAGAAGAAGCCCAAGAAGAAGGCUGGAGCGAACCCUAAAGUCCAAUCGUCGCCUCCACGAGUUCUCCUGUCGAACCUUUUUCCAAGCGGCGAGUACCCUGUUGGAGAGGAAGUCGAAUAUAGAGACGAAAAUAACUAUCGAACUACCAGCGAAGAGAAGCGUUAUUUGGAUCGCAUGAAUAAUGAUUUCUUGCAGGAGUAUCGACAGGGUGCCGAGAUUCAUAGACAGGUUAGACAAUACGCUAAAGCCAACAUUAAGCCCGGGCAGACCUUGACGGAAAUCGCGGAAGGAAUCGAGGAUAGUGUGAGAGCUUUGACUGGUCACCCUGGAUUAGAAGAGGGAGAUAAUAUUAAGGGUGGUGUCGCUUUCCCAACUGGUGUCAACCUGGACCACAUUGCUGCUCAUUACAGUCCAAACGCUGGAAACAAGACCGUUUUGGCUUAUGAGAAUGUCAUGAAAGUCGAUUUCGGAGUUCACAUCAACGGUAGAAUUGUGGACAGUGCUUUUACUAUUGCAUUUGAUCCCAUGUACGAUAAUCUUCUCGAGGCGGUUAAGCAAGCUACAAAUACCGGAAUCAAGGAAGCCGGAAUUGAUGCGAGAUUGGGAGAAAUUGGCGAGCAUAUUCAGGAGACAAUGGAGAGUUACGAGGUUGAGAUUAAGGGUCAAACUUAUCAAGUCAAGCCGAUUAGAAACUUGAAUGGUCAUGAUAUUCUACAAUGGAAGAUCCACGGUGGAAAGAGUGUCCCGAUUGUUAAGAGCAAUGACCAGACAAAGAUGGAAGAAGGGGAGGUUUUCGCUAUUGAAACUUUCGGAAGUACUGGAAAUGGUUAUGUUAGAGAUGAUCUCGAAUGUUCUCAUUAUGCUAAGGUUGCUGAUGCCCCCAACGUUCCAUUACGUAUCGCAUCGGCUGGCAAACUUCUUAAUGUUAUCAACAAGAACUUUGGUACCUUACCUUUCUGCAGAAGAUAUUUGGAUCGUUUAGGCCAAGAUAAAUAUCUACUCGGAUUAAACGCAUUAGUCUCCCAUGGUAUCGUGCAAGAUUACCCACCUCUUGUCGAUAAAAAGGGCUCUUACACCGCGCAAUUUGAACAUACAAUCGUCCUCAGGCCAAACUGCAAAGAGGUGAUCAGUCGCGGUGAUGAUUAUUAG